Messenger RNA from Coffea arabica (coffee), 501 nucleotides. The record is from RefSeq and is a predicted model, not a curated record. NCBI's taxonomy places the organism in Eukaryota, Viridiplantae, Streptophyta, Magnoliopsida, Gentianales, Rubiaceae.
AUGGAGGGUGGAGAAGAUAGAAAAAUCAGUAGAGAAGGUGAGAAAGAAGGUGAUCAUGGUGGGAAUAUUUCGCCGAGGAUUAGUAUUAAGCAGAUUGCUGGGAUGAUUUCAUUGAAGGAUGGCCUAAAUGGCUUGUUGAUAACAUUCCUAGAGAUGUCCUUGCUGUCUUGGUUCCAUAGAGUGCUGAUUCUUAUGAUAAACUUGCAAAGUGCUGUCAAGAGUUACAUGCUGCAGCAGCUGCUCUCAGGUCUACAGCAUUGCCACAGGGACGUUAAAGCAUCUAACUUGCUAAUCGAUAAAGAUAGAAUGCUUCAAAUCGCAGAUUUUGGACUUGCUAACUUCUAUCGGCCUAAACCGAAGUGGCCUCUAGCAAGCCGAGUUGUAACAUUAUGGUAUAGAGCUCCAGAACUUCUUCUGGGUUCUACUGAUUAUGGAGUUGGCAUUGGGAUGUCUUCUAGGGGAGAUGUUUGUAGGAAGGCCAAUCAUGCCUGGCAGAAAUGA